AUGGAAUCGAUUGCAGUCAAUUGGGAAGCACUCGACGCACUCGUAACCGACUUCGCAAAAUCCGAGCAGUUGAUCGAAGACGCGCAAUCACCUCUGUUAUCGUCGUCAACCACGACAUUCGCUUCGCGAUUAUUGAUUCGUCAGAUUAGACGGUUAUUAGAAUCCGGUGAAAUUGACUCCGCCAUUAAUCUCCUUGGAGUUCACGCGCCAUCCGUCCUAGAUGAUCAUCGCCUCCUAUUCCGCUUGCAGAAACAGAAAUUCAUUGAGCUGUUGCGGAAAGGAACUGAUGAGGAUCGUGAUUCUGCCAUUCAUUGUCUGCGAACGGCUCUUGCUCCUUGUGCACUUGAUGCCUAUCCGGAAGCGUAUGAGGAAUUCAAGCAUGUUCUUCUCGCCUUUAUUUAUGACAAAGAUGAUCAGAACUCACCUGUGGCAGACGAGUGGUCUGAAAGGAGGAGGUUUGACAUUGCGGGGCUUUUGUCAUCUGUUUUAAGGUCCCAUUUACAAGCACACGAUCCAAUCUUUUCAAUGACCUUGAGAUAUUUGAUAAGCAUACACAAGGGAUUUUGCCUUCGUCAAGGAGUUUUAUCACCCAUAUCAGAUCUUACUGAGAGGUUGCUCCUUGAAGAACGUGAUCCACCUGCAGUACCUCAGGAGAGUUUAUAUGAAGCACCUCCAUUUAAUGAGGUGGACAUACAGGCCCUUGCUCAUGCAGUAGAGCUUACCAGACAGGGGGCAGUUGAUAGCUUGAGAUUUGCCAAGGGUGAUCUCUACCAAGCAUUCCAGAAUGAAUUAUGCCGGAUGAGAUUAGAUGUUUCUAAGCUUGAUGAACUUGUUCACGAGUAUUGUGUCUAUAGGGGUAUUGUUGACUCUGGUCUCGCAUAUUCUGGGAACCAUUCUGUUGAAUCUGAACAUAAAAGUAGUGAACCAUUGAAGUUGUACAGGAAACCAUUACCAUACCCUUGUGAUACAACCAAUCCUAAUGAAGACUGUAGCACGAGUGGAACCCUUCAACCUGAAACUGUUGAAGUUGUGCAAAGAAAUAGAAGUCAUGGAACUGGAGUAAGGAACAAACGCAAGCGAUGGAGGGGUAGACAUGAGCAAAAAGAAUACAGUUCUGAAAUUCUUAGUGGAAGCAGAAAACACGAGCCUAGUGCUACUUCAUUACUCGGUAACACAAAUUUGACUUCUGAAGACUCAUCCAUGGUGGAAAUGGUAACAGAGAGGAAAGACAAAUUUGAGAUUGUCCUGGGCAUGAAGGAACUAGCUAGCCAGGGAAUGGCUGCAGAGGUUUUUGCAGAAAUAAAUGCUUUGGACCCAAACUUCUUUGCUCAAAACCCUAUAUUGUUGUUUCAACUGAAGCAGGUUGAAUUUUUGAAGCUUGUUGGUUUAGGUGAUGAUUCUGGUGCUCUAAGGGUUGCCUCUUCUCAUCUGGGUCAUUUGGCAGCUAGCAAUCCAGCAUUGCUUAAGCCCUUGAAGGAGACAUUGCUGGCUUUGCUCAGACCUAAAGAAGAAGCACUUCACCAAAACUUGCCUUUACAAGCUCUUGCAACCUCUCUUCAGGUUGCUAUUGGUGGGAGGCUAGGUAUUGAAGAACCCCAGCUUAUGAAGAUUAUAAGGGCAACUCUCCACACCCAUAACGAAUGGUUCAAGCUUCAAAUGUGUAAAGAUCACUUUGAAGGCCUUUUGAGGAUCAAUUCCCUUCGAGAAGUUGGAAUUCCUGUGCUUGGCGAUCUUGCUUGUAAUUCAACCGUUGAUGCUUGUACUCAAGGAUCAUCCCAGACAUCCUCCAGUACUACUCAGAUGCAGGAAGAUGGUAGCAGCCCUACUCAAACGUCAUCAACUGAUCUUGGUUGUGAUGAAAAUGCUAUACUUAAAGUUAUGGAAUUUCUGGCUUUGCCCAGAGCAGAUGCUAUUCAUCUUCUUGCACAGUAUAAUGGAAAUGCAGAGACUGUAAUUCAGCAGAUAUUUGCUUAG
Molecule: messenger RNA, 1974 nt
Organism: Fraxinus pennsylvanica
Lineage: Eukaryota; Viridiplantae; Streptophyta; Magnoliopsida; Lamiales; Oleaceae
Source: the annotation of a GenBank genome assembly